AUGAAAGGACUGGAACGGCACUGGUACGUGUUGAUGAGGGGACUGGAAGCGGCAGUGGCUGAGGGGAGUGGGAGCGGCAGUGGUACGUGUUGCAGUUGGUUGAGGGGACUGGUAGAGGCAGUGGUAGUGUUGCAGUUGGCUGAGGGGACUGGGAGCGGCAGUGGUAGUGUUGCAGUUGGUGAGUGCGUUGCUAGGCUGAGGGGACUGGGAGCGGCAGUGGUUGAGGGGACUGGAGCGGCAGUGGUUGAGGGGAGUGGGAGGGAGAGGGGAAGAUGGGAAGGGACAAUUGUACCUGUGGUACUGGAUGUACGCAGGGUGAAUGUAGAUGCUGCUACGUGUCUUGUGUACGGUGUAGAGGUAUAUGUUCUGUAUGUCGCGAUACCUCUUAUAGGCGCCGAAGUGAAGGUUUAUGCCAUGAUUUGGGAUGUAAAAACUGUGGCACCGGCUUAUGCGGAGCGUGGAUACACUUUUUCUUCCGGUUCCUCCUCUCCCACCCGUGUAGAGCAGCACACCGGUCAACUGCAUCACACCGGCCCUACUAGUUCAUCAUCUUCUAACCCCGCCCCUUACAUCAUCGUCCCCGUCGCCCUCAUCAUCGUCGUCAUCUGCGUCAUGAUCUACUUCCGCAUCCGGCCCUUCCACAGGACACUAAUGAUUACGUUGAUGAAAAAUCACAUGAGCAGUGAUGUGACUACUUCCCCCCAAGCCAUCGCCGCCGUCGUCGUUGCCAUCAUCGUCGCCAUCAUCCUGCUCGACCUGUGCAUCUUCCGCUUUCCGGUCGGCCGCAACAUCCGCGAUUUCCUCGUACGCAAGAUACCCUUCUGCAUCGCGUUUUACAGCUAA
This is a messenger RNA of Babesia bigemina, 843 nucleotides long. RefSeq lists its product as hypothetical. The record is from RefSeq and is a predicted model, not a curated record. The transcript has 9 exons. NCBI's taxonomy places the organism in Eukaryota, Apicomplexa, Aconoidasida, Piroplasmida, Babesiidae. Bases 1 to 843 code for a protein of 280 amino acids.